Messenger RNA from Xenopus laevis (African clawed frog), 3140 nucleotides. It is a transcript of the gene tgm5.S, whose product is annotated as transglutaminase 5 S homeolog. The transcript is spliced from 14 exons. Gene Ontology annotation, molecular function: protein-glutamine gamma-glutamyltransferase activity. The record is from RefSeq and is a predicted model, not a curated record. NCBI's taxonomy places the organism in Eukaryota, Metazoa, Chordata, Amphibia, Anura, Pipidae. The coding region runs from base 313 to 2508 and encodes 731 amino acids.
AGCAUGUGUGUGAGAGUUUCAAGUCCAUAUAUAUAUAUAUCUAUAUCAUAGCAAUUUCUAAAGAAGCACUACAGGUCGAGUUCUGGAGCAAAGCCGUAAUGAAGCUGAGAGGCACCUAGAAAUCUGCUUGAGGAAAGCCAUAAAGUAAAGGAACAAACAAGACACAGAGGGAAUAAAGGCAGCAGCACCAGAGAAAGCAUAAGGUACGAGGCAGAGAAGCAGAGGAAGCAAGGACGGGAGGAAGAGGAGUCAAGGAUAUAGGCAGAACAAACAGCUGAGACAAGUAGAGAGAGCAGAAGAAAGCAGGACACAAUGACUGCAGUCCCAGAGAUUGCUUUCUCCGAUUUUCAAAUUAAAAGAAAUAAUACAGCCCACCAUACGAAUGAAACGGGAGACAGUCGUCUCUUUGUUAGAAGAGGACAACCAUUCUUUAUUACCGUUCACUUUAAAGCAAGGGGCUUUCAACCAGGACAGGACAAUGUCAUCUUCCUUGUGGAAACAGGUCCUUGGCCUGAUGAAUCUGCUGGGACAAAGGCCAUAUUCCCUUUAUCAAAGGCUUUAAACAAAACAAUGUGGAGUGCUGCACUGGAGAACAAUGGAUCUAACUCUACAGUCCUCAUUAUACAUUCACCCCAUACCGCUAUUAUUGGACAAUAUCAACUAAAGAUGCAAAUUAGCAGCGGGACCAAAACCACCAACUACAAUCUGGGGACAUUUAUGUUACUCUUCAACCCUUGGUGUGCAGAUGAUGACGUAUUCAUGGCAAAUGAAACCGACAGGCAGGAAUAUAUCAUGAACGACUACGGAUUUGUUUAUCAAGGAAACCAUAACUGGAUAUCCCCCUGCCCUUGGAAUUUUGGACAGUUUGAGGAUGACAUUGUGGAUAUCAGUCUAAAGAUUCUAGACAAGAAUUUAAACUACAUUCAAGAUGCUUUUAAAGAUUUAGCAUGUAGGAAUAACCCUGUAUAUAUCAGCAGAGUAAUCUGUGCUAUGAUCAACAGUAAUGAUGACAAUGGGGUGUUACAAGGUAACUGGUCUGGGGACUAUACAGGUGGAGUCUCCCCGUCUGCCUGGAAUGGGAGUGUACUCAUUUUAAGACAAUGGUUUAAAAGUGACUGUCAGCCGGUGAAAUAUGGACAGUGCUGGGUGUUUGCUGCUAUCAUGUGCACAGUGAUGAGAAGUUUAGGAAUCCCAACCCGAGUUGUAACAAAUUUUGACUCGGCUCAUGACACAGACCAGAAUCUGCUGAUUGAUGAAUACUAUGAUUUAACUGGAAAUAAACUGAAUAAAGAAAAAAAAGACAGCAUUUGGAACUUCCAUGUGUGGUGUGAAUGUUGGAUGGCACGGAGAGACUUACCUCCAGGAUAUGGAGGGUGGCAGGUCCUUGACCCAACUCCACAGGAGGCAAGCAAUGGGAUCUUUGUCUGUGGUCCUGCUUCAGUUAAAGCUAUCCGAGAGGGAGAGGUACACCUCAACUAUGAUGCUCCGUUUGUGUUUGCAAUGGUGAAUGCAGACUGUGUGUCCUCGGUAGUCACCAGAAAAGGAAAUGAAAAGAGCAACUGUGACCCACAUUUAGUUGGCAACAAGAUCAGCACAAAACGUGCCGGCAGUGAUGAGCGUGAAGAUGUGACCCAUCAAUAUAAGUAUGAAGAAGGAACAGCUGAAGAAAGAAAGGUGUUUGAGAAGGCCCUGAGCCGACUACACAAAGGAGGUCCAAUGAUUCCAAACAGUAACCGCAAUGAGAAUGAGAAUAUAAACAGAGCUAAUGAAACAUCAGCCAAUGGUAUCACUCCUUCCCCUGGUGGAUCCUCUGGAUACACACCUCGAAAUCAAGAUCCAAACCUUAAUCGCCCCCUGAGAGAGGCUUUAUUGUUGCUGAAGUUUAAAUUAACUGAAUCUCCCCAGCUUGGAGAUACCAUCAGUUUGGUGUUGCUGGCUGGAAAUCUGAUCUCCACUGCCAAAACUUUAAAGCUGAGCUUGAGUGCCCAAGCUUUGAAACAUGACGGAAAACCAGCUCAACAGUUCUGGAAAGACUCAGUGUAUGUAGAACUGCGUCCACAUGAAGAGAAAAUUCUUUUAUUCAAAAUCCCUUAUGCAAAGUAUGGACCCUUCUUAGAAGACAAUAAUUUGAUACGAUUUAUUGCAAUUGGAGAACAGAGCAUUACCUGGGAGAAGGUUUUAGUGGAAAAAGAUGUUAAUUUGGCUUUACCUACAGUAGCUAUUAAUUUCCUUGGACCUGCUGCUGUGGACAGACCAUGUAAAGUAGAGAUCUCCUUUUCCAACCCCAUUAAUGAGGAGAUACGUGACUGUCAGGUCCUAGUUCAGGGCAGUGGUUUGCUGAAAAAACAAGUGAAAUUAAACAUGGGCACCAUGAAGCCAGGACAGAAGGCAGUUGUGUCGUUUGAAGUUGUUCCGUGCAAAGUGGGUUACAAACAGCUACAGGUGAACAUCAGCAGCAACCGCUUCAAUGGACUCAAAGGUUUUAAGAGUGUGGUUGUUAAACCUUAAGCCUGGACUUUUUGAAGAAGCCAUCAUGGAGGUCUAACUGGAGAAACCGAAGUGUAAGCAAUUUAACACACCAAAGGAAACAAUGUCUUGGAGAAGGGAUUAAUGGAUCUUGCCUACAUGUGAAAAUCUAUACCGGGUAGAAAAUUACUCUGUAACAAGCUGGGAAACCAAUUUGGUCAGAGAUGGGCAAAUUCUAAGGCCAUAUUGGACUAUUUAAUUUGGGAUUUCUCCUUCUUAGCCCCUCUAUGUCUUUUAUGGCUUGUUUGUUUUUUAUUGUACAGAUAUGGCCCAAUAUAACCAGAAUUCUCAUGAUCCAAUGUCUACCAGAUAAGAGGUUUUCUAGGAUUCUGAAGUCUAUUUAACACAGCUCUGCCACAUCAGGCAGACCAGCAACCAUCCUCUGCUUCCAUCUCACUUUAGUUUAAGGUCAGAAGGGGAAAAGCAACCAUCUCCCAAUUUUCCUGGAUUAGGAAAUGAGUGGAAGGUUCCCCAACCUGUAAUAUUAAUUUUAGGUGGCCAAAUUAAGUGUUACUAAAAAAGUUGAUUGAAUUACCAGUAAAAGUUGAUCAAACUGAUUUUUUCUUGACAUUUCCUCUAAUUUACUCAUUUCCAAAUAAACAAAGUAUUUGCAA